Episyrphus balteatus (marmalade hoverfly) is the source of this 653-nucleotide messenger RNA. RefSeq names its product general odorant-binding protein 99a-like. The transcript is spliced from 2 exons. The record is from RefSeq and is a predicted model, not a curated record. The coding region runs from base 61 to 507 and encodes 148 amino acids. NCBI's taxonomy places the organism in Eukaryota, Metazoa, Arthropoda, Insecta, Diptera, Syrphidae. Gene Ontology annotation, molecular function: odorant binding.
AUUUCACAUCACACUGUUACGAUACCGAACAACUAGAAGAACAAUCUACCUAAUUUCACAAUGAAAAUCUAUAUCAUUUUAGCACUAGUUGCACUUACAUCAGCUGAAUGGAAGCCUAAAAGUCACGAAGAAUGGCUAGAAAUUGAAGCCAAAUGCAAGGAACAACGCAAAAUGACACCAGAACUUGAAGAGAGAAUUAAAAAUGAGCCAUAUUUACCCAAAGAAGCAUUCGAGUUUCAUCUCUGUUGUUUGCGUAGUACAGAUCUUUGGAGUGAUUCCGAAGGAUUUUCGCUUGAAGGAAUGACGGCUAUCCUUGAUAGAAUACCAGAUGAAGAAAAAAUUGAUAAAGAUGCACAACGUGAUAUUUUAAAGAAAUGCAUUGACAACAAUAGUGAAGGAAGUACUCCAUUCGAUUGGGCUUAUCGUUGUUAUAAGUGUUUCAAAGAUAAUGGAGAUUUUUUGAAGAAUAUAGGAAAAGCGAAAUUUCAUGAUCACAAGGAACACUAAAAAUUAAUAUCUAAUGCUGACUUAAGUUGCUACUGUAAAAGGAAACAUGUUGGUGGUGAUACGAUUGUUAUUAAUAUUUCGUGUUCAAAUAUUUAAAUACAUAAUUUAAUGCCAAAUAUGAAAUAAAUUUAAUUGUUUUCACUCGA